Molecule: messenger RNA, 2633 nt
Organism: Symphalangus syndactylus (siamang)
Lineage: Eukaryota; Metazoa; Chordata; Mammalia; Primates; Hylobatidae
Product: zinc finger protein 135
Biological process (GO): regulation of transcription by RNA polymerase II
Cellular component (GO): nucleus
Molecular function (GO): RNA polymerase II transcription regulatory region sequence-specific DNA binding; DNA-binding transcription factor activity, RNA polymerase II-specific
Source: RefSeq, a predicted model, not a curated record
CGCAGUGUCGGCUGCCGGUGCUGCGGCCUUUGUCUCGCAGUCAGGAGGCACAUUGGUUACCGAAGCUGAAUGUCAUCUCCCUGCUGGAGCAAGAGGCAGACCUGCAGGCGGUGGACUCUGGACUUCCCCAAGGCGUGUAACCAGCCUACUCACUGUGAAGACAACAAGGAUGAAGAUCUUUAUGGUGGUCCACUUCUAUUUAAUGCAUAACUUGGAAACUAGACCCAAAGUCAAACUGUCGGUUCUAAAGCAAGGCAUCUCUGAAGAAAUAUCCAACAAUGUCAUCUUGGUAGAAAGAUUCCUGUGGGAUGGUCUGUGGUACUACUGCAGGGGUGAGGACACUGAGGGCCACUGGGAAUGGAGUUGUGAGAGCCUAGAGAGCCUGGCAGUGCCGGUGGCCUUCACGCCUGUGAAGACGCCUGUUCAGGAGCAGUGGCAGAGGAAUGGGUUUGGGGAAAACGUAAGUCUGAACCCUGAUCUCCCACAUCAACCAAUGACUCCUCAAAGACAAGGCCCCCACAUGUGGGGAACAAGUGGAAAAAGGGAGAAGCCAGACCCAAAUGCUCUACAGAAAACCUGUGUGAAAGAGAAACCCUACAAAUGUCAGGAAUGCGGAAAGGCCUUUAGUCACAGCUCAGCACUUGUCGAACACCACCGGACGCACACAGGAGAGAGACCUUACGAAUGUCACGAAUGUGGAAAAGGCUUCCGGAACAGCUCGGCACUUACCAAACACCAGAGAAUCCACACUGGGGAGAAACCCUAUAAAUGCACUCAGUGUGGGAGGACCUUCAACCAAAUUGCCCCACUGAUCCAGCACCAGAGAACUCACACAGGCGAGAAGCCCUAUGAGUGCAGCGAAUGUGGGAAAUCCUUCAGUUUUAGGUCCUCCUUCAGCCAGCACGAGCGAACUCACACAGGUGAGAAGCCCUACGAGUGCAGUGAGUGCGGGAAAGCCUUCCGGCAAAGCAUCCACCUCACCCAGCAUCUGCGAAUCCACACUGGGGAGAAACCCUAUCAGUGUGGUGAGUGUGGCAAGGCCUUCAGCCACAGCUCGUCCUUGACCAAACACCAGCGAAUCCACACAGGGGAGAAGCCCUACGAGUGCCAUGAGUGUGGAAAAGCCUUCACCCAGAUCACACCACUGAUUCAGCACCAGAGGACCCACACAGGAGAAAAGCCCUAUGAGUGCAGUGAGUGUGGGAAAGCUUUCAGUCAGAGCACACUCCUGACCGAGCAUCGGAGGAUUCACACGGGAGAGAAGCCCUAUGGAUGCAACGAGUGUGGGAAAACCUUCAGCCACAGCUCCUCGCUCAGCCAGCAUGAGCGGACACACACAGGAGAGAAGCCCUAUGAGUGCAGUCAGUGUGGGAAGGCCUUCCGGCAGAGCACGCACCUCACCCAACACCAGCGAAUACACACAGGGGAGAAGCCCUAUGAAUGCAAUGACUGCGGCAAGGCGUUCAGCCACAGCUCGUCCCUCACCAAACAUCAGCGAAUCCACACUGGGGAGAAGCCCUACGAAUGCAACCAAUGUGGCAGAGCCUUCAGCCAGCUUGCUCCCCUCAUUCAGCAUCAGAGGAUCCACACAGGAGAGAAACCCUAUGAAUGUAACCAGUGUGGCAGAGCCUUCAGCCAGAGCUCCCUUCUCAUCGAACACCAGAGGAUUCACACCAAGGAAAAGCCCUAUGGGUGCAAUGAGUGUGGGAAAUCCUUCAGCCACAGCUCCUCGCUCAGCCAGCACGAAAGGACGCACACUGGGGAAAAGCCCUAUGAGUGUCACGAUUGCGGAAAGUCCUUUAGGCAGAGCACCCACCUCACUCAGCACCGGAGGAUCCACACAGGAGAGAAGCCAUAUGCAUGCAGGGACUGUGGAAAGGCCUUUACACACAGCUCCUCCCUUACCAAGCACCAGAGAACUCACACUGGAUAAACCCACUCCACAUGUGCUGGGGACAUAGGAAGCCCUUAAGCCAUAGCUCAUCCCUUUCUAGAUUUGACCCAAUCAUACACAUGAGAAAUACAUAUUCAUACACAAGCCUUUUCACACAGCACUCCCCUCAGACACCCUCAGAGAGUUCACACUGAUGGGAAAUGACCAUGGGAGUCCACCAAGCUCUAGGUCAUCCAUCCCUGCAUCCAAAUAGUAGGGAAAUGUGGAGAUAAUCAAUACUCAGGACCUUCAGCCUCAAACGCCCAUUAGUGCUACAUUAUAGAACCUACAAAAAAGAAAUGGAACAAGUGUAGUGGAUCCAGGGAAAGCUUUUGUCCAAGGAUUCACCGUAUUCCAAACCAGAGAUGUUCAAAUUGGUGAGAAACCCAACAAAUGCCUUUCAUAUAUACAAGAACCAAAUGAAGUCAGAAUUUGCCAUUAUUGCACAUUACAUUUUUUGGGGGGAAAGUGCUUAUGAAUGGUACAGGUUGACUCUGAUAUUCAUUCCCAAAUGACAAUAUGGCAGAGUGUUCCAGAAAUGAGAGUGGCAUCUUUAUGGAAUCACUGUGGAUACUGACUGUCUCAGUAAAAAGCUGUCUGGUUUGUGUGUAUAUUGUUUGAUCAGGGUACGUGGCAGCCAGUCACAGAUUGGAAUUCCAUAUGACAAAGUAUCAGUGUACUAUAAACAGGUUUUUAGUUA